Molecule: messenger RNA, 2472 nt
Organism: Scophthalmus maximus (turbot)
Lineage: Eukaryota; Metazoa; Chordata; Actinopteri; Pleuronectiformes; Scophthalmidae
Product: heterogeneous nuclear ribonucleoprotein L-like
Exons: 13
Coding region: 118-1704 (528 amino acids)
Biological process (GO): regulation of RNA splicing; mRNA processing
Cellular component (GO): nucleus
Molecular function (GO): mRNA binding
Source: RefSeq, a predicted model, not a curated record
GGAGAGAGGGAGAGAGAGAGAGAGAGAGAGAGAGAGAGAGCUUCAGUUGGAGCAAGUGUCUCUUCCUCUCUUCUCUUUGCCGAAAAUCUUCCCCGUGAUUUCACAGUUUCACCUGUGAUGGAGGCGAGAGGAGAACGAGGAGGAGGAGGAAGAUACCACCAGGCAGCCAAGCGUCUCCGUACCGAGGAGGAGGAGGAGGCUGGUGAGGAGGCCCUGAGCGAGGCCCCAGAGAGCAGCAGCCGGAGGAGGAGCGGGGGGAAGGACGGCGUGGAGGACAGUCACCGCAUCCCCCCGUCCCCGGUCGUCCACGUCCGAGGACUCUGCGACGCCGUGGUGGAGGCCGAUCUGGUGGAGGCGCUGGACAAGUUCGGCAACAUCUGCUACGUGAUGAUGAUGCCCUUCAAGCAUCAGGCUCUGGUGGAGUUCGACAGUGCGGAGAGCGCCGAGCGCUGCGUGACGCGCGGAACCGGCGAGGCCGUGUGCGUCGCCGAGCAGCAGGCGUUCUUCAACUUCUCCACCAGCAAGAGAAUCACCAGACCCACCAACGCAGACGACCCCACCGGCGGGAACAAGGUUCUGCUGCUGUCCGUCCAGAACCCGCUGUACCCCAUCACCACCGACGUGUUGUACACCGUCUGUAACACCGUCUGUGACGUCCUGCGCAUCGUCAUCUUCAAACGCAACGGUGUCCAGGCCAUGGUGGAGUUCGAGUCGGUGGAGGACGCUCAGAAAGCCAAGCUGGCCCUGAACGGGGCCGACAUCUACGCCGGCUGCUGCACACUCAAGAUCGAAUACGCUCGGCCCAGCAGACUCAACGUCGUCCGCAAUGACAGCAGCAGCUGGGAUUACACCAAACCCUUCCUCCUGCACCGAGAGCGAGGGAAGGGGAGGCAGCGUCAGGCCAUUCUGGGAGAACAUCCGUCCAAUGGCUACGGCCCACACUGCCCCCUGCUGCCUCUGCCUGCCAACAGCAGGUACAGGAGGCGGAGUGAGGAGGUGCGGGACAUGAUCUCCUACCCGCUGCUCCUCCCUAGGAACGGUUCUUCCUCAUCCUCGUUCCUGAGCCCCUCCCCCUCCAGCGCUGUCGCCAUGGUGAGCGGCCUCCACCCAGCCAGGAUGAACUGCGGCCGCAUCUUCAACCUCUUCUGUCUCUACGGCAACGUGGAGAAGGUGAAGUUCAUGAAGAGCGUUCCCGGCACGGCGCUGGUGGAGAUGGGCGAUGAGUACGCUGUGGACCGAGCCGUGACUCACCUCAACAACCUCAAGGUGUUCGGGAAAAAACUCACCGUCUGCGUGUCCAAGCAGCAGGCGGUGAUUCCCAGCCAGGUGUUUGAGCUCGGCGACUCCAGCAGCAGCUACCGCGACUUCAGUCUGACCAGAAACAACAGCUUCAGCGGAGCCCACAGCGGCCGGAACAUCAUCCAGCCGCCCGCCGCCAUCCUGCACUUCUACAACGCCCCGCCCACCUUCUGUCAGCAACAGCUGCACAAGCUGUGUGGCGAACACCACGUUCCCGCCUUCACAAAGUUCAAGGUCUUUGAUGCUAAACCCAGCUCGAAGACUCUGUCCGGUCUGCUGGAGUUUGACAGUAAAACUGAAGCUGUGGAGGCUCUGACCGUCCUCAACCACCAUCAGAUCAGAAUACCCAACAGCUCCAACCCCUUCACCCUGAAACUCUGCUUCUCCACCUCCUCCCAUCUGUGACCCACCACAAGAUGGACGCCACCGCCGCCUGCUCGUCCAGAGAGGAAACUGUUCAUCGCAAACAUCAACAACAACAACAGAGAAGAGGACGAACAGGGGAUUUACGUUUGAACGGAGGGGUUUUGUGAGUCUCGCGUCGACUCGAGUGUGAAGCAGGAAGUGAUGGAGUCGCUUCCAGAGAAGCGACUGAAAGAAUCCAUCUGACACAAUGAAACUGAAUUUCAAAGUUGUUGUAACAGAACUCAGGGAGGAUUUACCAAAGGCUCUGAACCAAUCAGAUAUCAGCCUGGAAGACACGUGUCGUGUUGUGGUUGUUUUUCAAUCCUAAACUCUCUUAAAUUUUUGUCAUCAUAUGUCAUUCUAUUCUAUUUGUUUGGUUUGGCACAGUUUUGUUUUAUUUUGUUUGUUAAUUUUAUUUUACAAUCUACCUGUUCAGCGUAAUUCUUUCUAGUUUACUGUACAGUACAAACACAGAGGUCCGAGGGAACAGGAUGUGAAGUGAAGGGAUAAUUUAACAGUAUUUUUUUAUAGUGUAGGAUUUAAAAAUACAUUUUUUAACAAACAAGCACCUCCUCUGAUGUUACAGGAUACAGUGUGGACAUAACAUAACAUACAUCUGCUGUUCUUUCCUUUAAUACUACCCUAACCAGUUCUGGGUUAUAGAUUGGUGGCUCCCGCACUAGCGGUCGUCCUGGGGAUCACGUGACUCCAAUGGGGGAAGUCAUGUGAUGAUUUCCAGAAAUUGAAUAAAAUUAGUAAAAAAAAUAA